CAAUGGACAAGUUGUAUGAGAAACUGCCUUCAAACGAUGAUGAGCAAUUUUGUCGUGCCAUGCAAAUGGUUACUAUCUCAUCAUUACCCAUGGUUUUGCUUACUGCAAUCAAGCUCAAAGUCUUGGAAGUUAUAGCUGAGGCCGGACCGGAUGCCCAACUCUCGGCUAAUGAGAUAGCAUCCUCUUUGUCAAUCACCAAUCCAGAUGCCUCGGUUAUGCUAGACCGAAUGCUACGUUUGCUUGCCAGUCAUUCAGUUGUUACUUGCACUAAAAGAGAUCACCUUGGAGAGAAGCCGGUUAGAGCUUAUGGGCUUACUCCUGUUGCCAAAUAUUUUGUACCAAACGAAGAUGGUGUGUCGUUAGGUCCGAUGAUGGAGUUAGUACAAGGAGAAGUUUUCAUCCAAAGUUGGUAUAAGCUUAAAGAUUGUGUGAUUGAAGGGGGUAUUCCAUUCAACAAGGUUCAUGGAAAACAUCUAUUUGAAUUCUCAUCACUCAAUGGGAGCUUCAAUCAAGUUUUUAACAAGGCCAUGAUGCACACUUCUUUUUUUGUGAUCAAGGGAAUUCUCAAAUGCUAUCAUGGUUUCGAUAACCUCAAACGUUUGGUUGACGUCGGAGGUGGUUUAGGAGUCACGAUUAACAUGAUCGUAUCCAAAUACCCUUCUAUUAAAGGAAUUAAUUAUGAUUUGCCACACGUGAUUCAACAUGCACCUGUUUAUCCUGGUAUAGAGCAUGUUGGAGGUGAUAUGUUUAAAGAUGUCCCACAAGGGGAUGCUAUUCUUCUGAAGUGGAUACUACACGACUGGACUGAUGAUCAUUGCUUGAAGUUGCUAAAGAACUGUUAUAAAGCAUUGCCAGAAGAUGGAAUGGUUAUCGUAGUGGAUGCGGUUCUUAAUUUUGUACCAGAUUCAAGUGUUUCGACUAAACUGGACAUGAAUGCAGAUGCAAUCAUGAUGACACAAGAUCCUGGAGGAAAAGAGCGCACCGAGGAUGAGUUUUUGUCAUUGGCGAAAGCGGCUGGAUUUAGUGGGAUCAGAAAGAAAUGCUUGGUUUGCAGUUACGGGGUUAUGGAAUUCUAUAAGUAACUAAUUAAGAUUAUGUCUAUUUAUUUGUAUGCACGACAUUAUUGUUCUUCAAAGUCAACAUAUAUCCUGUGAUUAUAUAUGAUCAAUCACUUAAUAAGUUGAAAUAAUAAUGUUAUGUUUUGGGA
Messenger RNA from Erigeron canadensis, 1207 nucleotides. RefSeq names its product caffeic acid 3-O-methyltransferase-like. The coding region runs from base 3 to 1082 and encodes 359 amino acids. The transcript has 4 exons. Gene Ontology annotation, molecular function: S-adenosylmethionine-dependent methyltransferase activity; O-methyltransferase activity; protein dimerization activity. Gene Ontology annotation, biological process: methylation. The record is from RefSeq and is a predicted model, not a curated record. Lineage: Eukaryota; Viridiplantae; Streptophyta; Magnoliopsida; Asterales; Asteraceae.